Cyclopterus lumpus (lumpfish) is the source of this 619-nucleotide messenger RNA. Its product is annotated as copine-8-like. Gene Ontology annotation, molecular function: calcium-dependent phospholipid binding. The record is from RefSeq and is a predicted model, not a curated record. The coding region runs from base 230 to 619 and encodes 129 amino acids. Gene Ontology annotation, cellular component: plasma membrane. The transcript is spliced from 6 exons. NCBI's taxonomy places the organism in Eukaryota, Metazoa, Chordata, Actinopteri, Perciformes, Cyclopteridae. Gene Ontology annotation, biological process: cellular response to calcium ion.
CAUCCUCAGGUAUGCCUUCUAACCCUCAACUGCGCUCCAGCGACUGUCAGCGGAGGCAACAACUACUCCAGACCCCGGAGCCGGUCGAUGCGCUCUCCGUCUCUCGUGCGUCCUUCUCUCGGCUGGAUGGAACAAACACGUUACGGCCACAGGGGCAAACUCGCGCUGUGAGAACUUCCACGGUUCAGAAGAAGUGAUUUUCAAAAAAGAAAAAAGAAAAGCCUCAGCCAUGGCGACAAUAGGGGAUUUCGACCCACUCAACUCCGCCGUACCUGCGACAAAGAUUGAAAUCACCGUUUCGUGCAGAAACCUGUUGGACAUGGACACCUUCUCCAAGUCAGAUCCAGUGGUGGUGUUGUACGUGCAAGGCCUGGGGACCAAGGAGUGGAGAGAGUUCGGUCGGACAGAAGUGAUCGAUAACACGCUGAACCCCGACUUUGUGAGGAAGUUUGUCCUUGAUUUCUUCUUUGAGGAGAAGCAGAACCUUCGCUAUGAUGUGUACAAUGUGGACACGAGGAGCUCCAACCUUUCAAAACAUGAUUUCUUGGGUCAGAUGUUCUGUACGCUGGGGGAGAUCAUCGGCUCCACUGGUAGCAGGCUGGAAAGGACUCUCUCGUAA